AUAAUAUUACUAAUAAAUAAAACAUACACGUAUAUAUAUGGCCACGUUCUGUUGCGUCUCUCGCAAGUGAACUAAAGAGAGAGAGAAAUUCCCGUUAGUGAUUUUUAGAAUGGCGAGUGCGAGUUCAGAACAGAAAUCAAAACCAGUAAUGUUGGUAGCAAUCGACGAGAGCGAUCACAGUGCAUACGCUCUGAAAUGGACUCUCGAUCAUUUCUUCAGCACCAACAAUUCCGUUUUCAAACUUGUUCUUGUUCAUGCUAGACCUGCCGCUACUUCUUCUGUUGGUCUUGCUGGUCCUGGAGCUGCUGAGGUUUUGCCAAUUGUGGACUCUGAUUUGAGGAAGAUUGCUGCUAGAGUUGCUGAGAAUGCUAAACAACUUUGCAUUAAGAAAUCCGUAAAUGAUGUAAUAGUAGAGGUGGUGGAAGGUGAUGCUAGAAAUGUUCUCUGUGAUACAGUGGAAAAGUACCGUGCUUCAAUCUUGGUUGUGGGUAGUCACGGUUAUGGGGCUAUAAAAAGGGCGGUUUUAGGUAGUGUGAGUGACUACUGUGCUCAUCAUGCUCAUUGCACUGUGAUGAUUGUGAAGAAGCCAAAAACCAAGCACUGAUCUAUAUUGGCAUAUCCUGCAAGAAUAAAUAAAUAAUCCUUUCAGCAGAAGUGAAAUAGCAAUGUUCUCAGAAAGUUUGUGACUUAGUUUAUCCUAUGGCAUGUUUGGUUUGUAGUUUAUGAUAGAAAAUAUGCAAUUGUGUGGAUUGUUGUUGCCUCCUACCCGGGGGCCUUAUUUUAUUCUGUAUAUGAAAAUUUCUUAGAUUAAUGUGUCUCUAAUAACUAUCUAGAUUAAUCUUUCUCUCUUAGUUCUAAUUGAAGAAAUUUAGUGCUGAAA
Molecule: messenger RNA, 880 nt
Organism: Medicago truncatula (barrel medic)
Lineage: Eukaryota; Viridiplantae; Streptophyta; Magnoliopsida; Fabales; Fabaceae
Product: universal stress protein PHOS34
Exons: 4
Coding region: 110-604 (164 amino acids)
Source: RefSeq, a predicted model, not a curated record